Molecule: messenger RNA, 2298 nt
Organism: Ceraceosorus bombacis
Lineage: Eukaryota; Fungi; Basidiomycota; Exobasidiomycetes; Ceraceosorales; Ceraceosoraceae
Source: the annotation of a GenBank genome assembly
AUGUACAGCUUUUCUCGUGGCCUCAGGGCCGCCGCCACCCCAGCGGCGAGGUCAGCCAUGUCCCCCGCUAUGAUGAGAGCUACUGCUUCUCCCAGUGCUGCAGUGAGUGCGAUGGCAGACCUGUCAGCAACCCUCACAGCACGCUCUCGCUGACUGGUACGCUCCCUACCAUUCUUGCAGCGUCUUGCUCCGCUCGGUUCAAGACUGCAAUCGGGCAGUGAGUAGUGCAUGUAGCUGGGCACGACGAUUCAAGUCCCGCCGCAACCUCAUUGACCAAGCUUUCUCGCUCGUUGCUCCCUUUACCAGAGGUCACUGGCCCCGUCAUUGGUAUUGACUUGGGUACAACCAACUCUUGCGUUUCGGUGAUGGAGGGUCAGACAGCUCGAGUCAUCGAGAACGCAGAAGGUGGUAGGACAACCCCUUCAGUAGUCGCCUUCACCAAGGAAGGCGAGCGAUUGGUUGGUGUCCCUGCUAAGCGUCAGGCUGUUGUAAACCCAGAGGCUACGCUAUUCGCCACCAAGCGAUUGAUUGGUCGUAAAUUCCAAGACAAGGAAGUCCAAAAGGACAUCGACAACGUGCCAUUUAAGAUUGUGCCCCACUCAAACGGCGAUGCCUGGCUGGAAGUUCGAGGCCAAAAGUACUCCCCUGCUCAAAUCGGUGCUUUCGUAGUUGGCAAGAUGAAAGAGACUGCCUCUGCCUACCUUGGCAAGCAGGCAGGUCACGCUGGUGAGUGAAAUGAAGCCAGAGCGCGAGCUGCUAGGCGCAAGGCCAGAGAUGCACUCGAAGGCUUUGCUCAUCUCACCUUCCUAUUUCCGUCCAGUCAUCACUGUCCCCGCUUACUUCAACGACGCACAAAGGCAGUCCACCAAAGAUGCAGGUGCCAUUGCAGGCCUUGACGUCCUCCGUGUCAUCAACGAGCCCACAGCGGCAGCACUCGCAUACGGUCUCGACAAGACUGCCGCUAGCGUGAUCGCUGUCUUCGAUUUGGGAGGUGGCACAUUCGAUGUUUCGAUUCUGGAGAUGCAAAAAGGUGUUUUCGAGGUGAAGAGCACCAACGGUGACACGCAUUUGGGUGGUGAAGACUUCGACAUUGUCCUCGUCGAACACCUCGUGCAAGAAUUCAAGAAAGAGUCUGGUAUCGAUCUCAGCAAGGACCGCAUGGCCAUCCAGCGAAUUCGUGAGGCAGCGGAGAAGGCAAAGAUCGAGCUGUCCAGCGCGUCGCAGACAGACAUUUCCUUGCCAUACAUCACUGCGGACGCUUCUGGACCCAAGCACAUCAACAGCAAAAUGAGCAGAGCGCAGCUCGAGGGUCUUGUUGGCAAGCUCAUCGACAGGACUGUUGAGCCUUGCAAGAAAGCUAUUCAGGAUGCCGGCAUCAAGCCUCAGGAUGUCCAGGACGUCAUCAUGGUCGGUGGUAUGAGCCGCAUGCCCAAGGUUCUCGAGACCGUGAAGAGCAUCUUCAAGCGUGAUCCAUCUCGCGGCGUCAACCCUGAUGAAGCUGUUGCGAUCGGUGCUUCCAUUCAGGGUGGUGUUUUGAGCGGACAGGUGACCGACAUCUUGCUGCUUGAUGUCACACCCUUGUCUCUCGGUAUCAACACCCUGGGAGGCGUCUUUACCCGUCUCAUCAACCGCAACACUACCAUCCCCACCAAGAAGAGUCAAGUCUUCUCCACAGCCGCUGAUGGUCAGACAGCCGUCGACAUCCAGGUGUAUCAGGGAGAGCGUGAGCUCGUCCGGGACAACAAGCUCCUUGGAAACUUCCAGCUUUCCGGUAUCCCUCCUGCACCCAAGGGUGUGCCUCAGGUCGAGGUCACCUUCGACAUUGACGCAGACGGUAUUGUGAACGUGUCUGCUCGCGACAAGGUUGCUGGCAAGGAGCAACACGUCACCAUUGCCGCCGGCUCUGGUCUCAGUGACGACGAGAUCGAGCGCAUGAUGGCCGACGCAGAGCAGAACGCAGAAGCGGACAAGGCGCGAAAGUCUUUGAUCGAGGAGGCCAACAGAGCGCAGAGCGUCAGCAGCGAGACUGCCAAGGCGAUGGCAGAGUUUGGCGACCAAAUCGAAAAGGCAGAGGCGGACAAGGUGAACCAGCUGAUCAAGGAGGUCGAAGAGCUUGCGGCCAAGGCACAAGCAGACAACUCUGCUGUCGAUGCAGAGGAGCUCCGCAAGGCCAUCGACAAUGUUCAACAAGCCAGUCUUGGUCUCUUCAAGAAGGUUUACGAGAAGCGCGCGCAGGAUGGCGAGGCGUCUGGUCAGGCACAACAACCAAAGGAGGGCGAGGGAGAGAAGAAGGAGUAA